AUGGCGUCUCCGCCAAUCCUGGACUGGCAGUUAGAUGAAGACAGGUUCGUGGCGCUUCUAGAAAAGCUGAUUAACGAGGCGCGAUACCUUCAGAACAACCCCCCCGAGUGCGUGCCUAAGGAGGACCGCGCAGUGCGACACGUGCUCGACGUGCUUCAGCCCUACAGUGAGGAGGAAGGGGGCCCGCUGCACAUACAGCAUGUGAGCUACGUGGAGGGGCGGGGCAACCUCAUCAUCACGUACAAGGGCUCUCACCCCUCUAAGGUCCUCUCCUUCGUGGGCUGUCACAUGGAUGUCGUCACUGCCAACCCCGAUGACUGGGACUUUGACCCCUUUACUUUCUCUCGGGAUGGGGACAAAUUGAGAGGCAGGGGCACCACGGACUGCCUGGGACACGUGGCGCUCGUCACGGAGCUCAUGCGCCAGCUGGCGGUCUCCCGCCCGGAGCUGGGCGCGACAGUGGUGGCGGUGCUGAUAGCCAACGAGGAGAACGCGACGGUGAAGGACAUUGGAGUGGACGGUUUGGUCAAGGCAGGCUUGCUGGAUCACCUCAAGGACGGCCCUCUCUUCUGGGUGGACACAGCAGACAAGCAGCCGUGCAUCGGCACGGGGGGCAUGCUGGCAUGGAAGCUCAAGGCGUUCGGGAAGCUCUUUCACUCGGGCCUGCCUCACAAGGCCAUCAACCCCAUAGAGCUCGCCAUGACAGCACUGGCGGAGAUUCAGUCCCGCUUCUAUCGGGACUUCCCUCCUCACGAGAUGGAGAAGACGUAUGGGUUCGCCACCCCAUCCACCAUGAAGCCCACUCAGUGGUCAUAUCCGGGCGGCAGUGUAAAUCAAAUCCCGGGAGAGUGCACGGUGGCAGGGGACUGCAGGAUAACGCCAUUUUAUGAUGUGGAUGAGGUGGCGACAAAGCUGAGGGAGUACGUGGCAGACAUAAACGCCAACCUGGCCACGCUCUCAGGCCCCGGGCCGUGCUCAAAAUUCGUUCUGCCUGAAGAAAAUUUGCAGGGCAGGCUUGAGCUGGAGAUAGCAGAGGCGCCUAUGAAGGGAGUGGCGUGCAACCUGGACUCGCCUGGUUACCACGCGCUGGUAACCGCCACGAAGGAGGUGAUGGGCGAGUGCAAGCCGUACUCCAUCACGGGAUCCCUGCCGUUGAUUCGCGAUCUGCAGGAGGCAGGAUUCGAUGUGCAGACCAUGGGAUAUGGUGUUAUGGCCACUUAUCAUGCGCGAAACGAGUAUGCGCUGCUAUCUGACUUCAAGCUUGGGUACCGCAGCUACGAUGGAACCAUGCUCGCAUUCCUUGUGCGAGGCGAAGUCGUCUACACCCUCGGCGGCCACGAAGCACUGGACAAAGUCCGCGCUUAUAAGUUUCUGGAGCAGCUCCAUUCUAUCCACGUUCUGGCAGCAACCAAGGACGGGGAAUCCUGUACCGACCUGCUCACCUCCCCGUACAAUCACGCCCUUCAUAAGCUCAGCUCGCAUAUAGGCGGGCUCAUAGCUAGUGUGCGCGGAAAAAUACCCCCACGUGAGCCCCUGACUGUCUACCCGGAUGCUCCCAAGGCCUACCUGACCUGCCGCUCCAAAGACGAGCUUCUGGCCAAGUCCCCCUUGCACCCACGAGCCACUGCUACAGCCACUGGUACUGCCACGCCUUCUGUUUCUGCCGCCGCUGCAGCUGCUACAACCAAGGCCGCGCCCUCUGUCACAUCUGUGACAGCUGAAUCGAGCUUGUUUACCGCGGUUGAUUCUAUGGAUUCACCGGAAGGCAGGAGGGCGAGUGGAGGGAGGUCCAGGUUACAGCUGGUGUUGGCGGAUCUAAGUGGUGGUGACGGGGAAGAAGAGGGGGGCAUGGGGCUGGGCGUUGAGAGGAGCAUGGGGUUAGGUCUAGAGAGUGAGGACAGCGCUGUGAAGGUGGAGGUAGCUGAUAGCAGCAGCGGUUGCGAUGAAGAUGAGGAGGAGGAUGAGGAGGAGGGUGAGGAGGAAGAGGAGGAUUUUGUGUGGAAUCCCAAGCAGCAACAGCAACAGCAACGGGGACCUAGCACUGCGUUGACCCGAGGGCGCAUAGGAAAGUCGCUUUCUCAGGACUACACGAUGCAGGUUUUCCCGAGGGAGGAGGUUUCAAGUGGGCAGGGGCAGAGGGCGCCUGGCGGUUCAAGGGGCGUGAGUGGAGGUGUGUCACACUCGCCGCUUGGUGAGGGAAGAAGGUUUGGUGAUGCUCCUUCCAGCCAGGCAUGGGAUUCGGAGGUUGCGAGCAGGUUAGCAGCUGUGGGGGCUCGUGUUCUGGCAGGGGGUGGGAGAGGAGUAGGGGGAGGAGGGGUUGGGGGAGGAGCGGCAGGGGGAGGAGUGGUCAAGGGAGGAGGAGGAGCAGGAGUAAGGGCGGGCUUAGUAGGGGCAGGGUUAGUAAGUGCAGAAGCAGGGUUCUCGAGGGGCGGUUCGGGGGACGAUCUGUUUGACGAUAUCUCAGAAGGCGACGAGGACGACUCCGAUGCGUUUGAGUGGCGCCCGUCUCGUCGCCGCACUCGCAUGCUGCGUGGCGUGGCCCGUUCCACGUCAGCAGUGACUUCUCCCACGUCAGCAAUGGGCUGGACAGGCUGGCGAGAUCCGAGUCAGCAGCAGCGGCAGCAGCAGCAGCAGACGGUGCAGGCUCAGACACAUAAGACCCGCCAGAAGCACUCCCGGGGCGAGGGAUCUAAGGAGAGGCCGCACUCAGCAGGGGCAGGUAGAGAGAGCUAUGGGGCGAGAGGUUCGGCAGAACUAUCUUGGUCACCACCUGGUGGUGGGUCUAAUUGGGCUGUAGACGGGUCUAGCAGCGGCCGAGGUGAUGGCUUGGCCGAUGGUUACACCGAUACCACCAGUGGUUACGCAGACGGCACAGGCGGUUACCACCACGCACACGAACCCUCCGUCUUCUCCCCUGUAGCAGAGGACGAGGGCCAGGAGCAUCUCUCCUCCUCCACACUCUCCUCCUCCGCGUCCUCCUCUGCAGCCUCCCUCUUUCUCCGCUCGAUGAGCUCUGGUAGGGCCGAGGACUUGUUACUCCAGCAGUUUCACCGCCAUCUCUCCCCUGAGGUUCGCCCUGGCACUGCCGGUGGUGUCUGGGGCAGCAGAAAUCGCCACACAGGCGACGAUUCGGGCCGCGGAAAUCGGAGCUCCGGGGAUUGGGGUGGCAGUAAUGGUGGGAGCGGAUUCACAGGGAAGGGAAAGGAUGGGGUGGAGGGACGAGUGGGAGGUGGGCGCAGAGAGGAGUUGGGGCGAGGAGGGGGUGGUGCGAUAGGGGGCGCAGAAGCAGCAGCAGCAGGGCUACGAGGGGCUUUUGUGACUGGGAGAGCACGCAGCAGCAGCUUCAGUGGCGCUGCUGGCGGGUUUGCGGGCAAAGGAGGAGGCGGAUGGGGCGGGGAAGACGACGAGGGAAGCACACCUGGGGGAGGUACACCUGCGGGAGGAACACCCAGGGGAGGCGGAUAUGGCAGUGGGACGAGCAGCGGCGCAGAAAGCACUGGGUCUCUGAUAGAAAGAGGUGGCGGUGGUGCCAGUAGUGGAAGAAGGAGAAGUGGGGGUAUGGGGAGCGGGGAUGGGGGGGAGGGCAGUGGGGGGCCAAGGCUGACAGAGGCUCAGAAGCAGCGGUGGCAGGAGUAUCAGCAGCUGCUGCCGCCGCUGACGCUGCCGCCUGUGCUGGAACGCAGGCUGAAAAUGCAGGAGGCGGUUCUGAAGAGGCAGGAGGCGUUGCUGCUGGAAGAGCUGCAGCAGCAGAAGGCACUGCAGGAGCAGAAGAGAGCUGAGGAGCAGCGGAAGCAGGUGGAGGAGGAAACUCAGCAGCAGCAACAGCAGCAGAAGCAGCAGCAGCAGAUGGAAGAGCACGAGGUUAGAGGGAAGCAAGAAGCGGAUCUUGUUCCGCAGCAGAAAGAGGUGGGGGAUACCCUGUCGGAGGCGCAGCAGAAACAAGGAGAACCACAAGUAAAGGGACAACCGAAUUUGCCAGGGCAGCAACAGGAAAAGCGCGAGAAGCAGCAGCUACAGCUGCCACUACAGCAGCCGCUGCAGCCCCAUCCGCCCCAGAAACCAAGGCUGGAGCCACAACCCCCCCAGCAGCCCAGGAAGGAUCGUGACCGUCCGUUUGUGCGGCAGCGGAUCUGCCACUCGGACGAGUUCAUCCGGCUGCCAGCUGGCAUGACCGCCCGCGGAGGUGGCAGCCUCGUUGGCUUGUCCACGCGGGCGCACUGCCUGGCUGCUGCUGCCACGUCAGCAGAGUCACCAGCGGGCGGCAGACUGAGCAUGGGAGACGGAGAAGGAGGAGGAGGAGGGGAAGGCGACGGGUCAGGAGGAGGGGGGCGAGUGGGAGGAGGAGGAGGGGACAAUGGAGGAUGGGGCAGAGGAAGGGGAGGAGGGGAAAAUGGAGGAGGGGGACGAGUGGGAGGAGGGGGAGGAAGAGGCAGGGGACGAGGGGGGGGAUGGUCAAGGGAGAUCCCUUUAUCUCUGUCCGUAUCAGGCAUUCCCACACCAGGGCUAGAUGCACAGUCAGACGCAAUGACAGAUGUUGUGACGCCCUUACAGUCUCCCAUCUGCACGCCCCCUCCGUAUGCCCGCUCUCUUGUGUACGGUCGUUCUCCCCGCACGGCAUUUGACCGCUAUCGCAUCCGCAGCCUGGGAGCCAUUCCCCCGGGGGGCCUUGUGGCUGGGUCCAUCGUCGUGCGGCCGACCAGCAGCAGCGUUUCAACUGCAAGCCCCUCGUCGUCUGCUGCUGCUCACCAGCAGUCUACGAGUCUCUUGACGCAAGAAGGAGCUGAUUUCGCCGCUGCAGCAGGAGCAGCAGCAGAAACAGCAGAAGAACCAGCAGCAGCCGCAGGUGCAGGUGCAGGUGCAUGUGAUGGUGGUGAGCGCACGGGUGCGCGGCUUUCUGUCUCUGACUGGGUCCGCUCCUCUUCCACCUCCUCAUCAACUCCUGUCAAAGCAUCUGGUGCUGAAGCAGCAGCAGCAGGAGGGGCAGCAGAAGGGGCGGCGGGAGUUCCAGGUGUCAUCUCAGGUGGGGACUCAGAUGACAGUAUGGGCGGGGGUGCAGGGUGGUUGGAAGGGAAGGAACGAGGCAGCAGCCUGUUCUUCUCUGUUCCCGCUGCCCCGAAUUCCCGUACAGCUACAGGUGUAGCGGCAGGUGGGGCAGGUGGGGCAGCAGGGAGAGGUGGGGACAGAAGCCCCUCUGCAGCCAAUGCUAAUGCUGCUCGUGCUGCUUCUACUGCUGCCUCUCCAGGUCCAAAGCUUGUGCUUGAUUCAGCAGCAGGCUCUUUUAAGCCCCUUCCCAGGCACAUAUCAACCCCAUCACCACCACCGUCGCCACCACCAUCUGGCACAGCAGCAUUAGCAGGGUUAUCACCUGGAAGGUCCCUCCACCAUUCCCCAAGGUCACCUACCCCAGUUAUCACCUACCCCGAUUUCACCGAGCUCACUCUCGACCUAUCAGAGACCAUCCCCCUCACCCCCUCCCGCUCUGCCAAGGGAUUCUCGCUGCCCGCCUCGCCUGCUGCUGUCGCCUUUGCUGCUGCCGUGGCUGAAGUCGACGCGUCCGGAUUCGCUGUACCGGAGCAGAUGCUACGAGCAGAGAAGGGGGGGAAUGAGCUGGGGUCGGAGAAGGGUGGAACAGGGGGGUCGCUUGCGUCGUGGCGCUCGGGGAGUGGCGCUAGCAGCGGGAGCGUCAGCCGGGGCAAGGCAACGAAGAAGGAGCUUCCUACAUGCUGUGUUAUCAGUUAA
Molecule: messenger RNA, 5739 nt
Organism: Closterium sp. Yama58-4
Lineage: Eukaryota; Viridiplantae; Streptophyta; Zygnematophyceae; Desmidiales; Closteriaceae
Source: the annotation of a GenBank genome assembly